AUUUAAUUUAGAUUAAUCAGGAUGUUCACUAUCGCGCUGUGCCUAAUGAUACAGGAGAUAACGACGAUCUGUUUAAUUUCGUCUGUCUCUUUCGCAAUCGAUUUCUGGUUCAUGCUGGAUUCGCCGUAUUACUUGGCCAUGCGGGGUCAAUUGAACAAACCGAUGGCAAUGUUGAAGAAGCUGCGCGGUAAGACGGAUGUCUCGGAGGAAUUAAAGAUAAUUGUCUGCCGGCUCAACUGCAAAUGGUAUCCGAUUAUACAGGCAAUGUUAUAUUCACAAUUGAUGCAAUUGAUUUCUGGCAUAUUGUUUAUUUUCUUGGUCAAAAAAUUCGACCGCAAGCAAUUGAUACUCUCCUCCGACUCGAUCGUCGCGAUCUCACAUCUCGUGAUUGACGUUUUCUUCUAUGUGAAGAAAUAUCUGAACGUGUCCGCGUAUUCGACAGCACUGUUAGUCGCAGCGAUAUUGAUGGUGUUUGCAUUCAAUUGCGGUCUGUUUUCUAUACUAUUUGUCAUAAUGUUCGAGCUAUUCACCACUGAAAUUAAAUUCCUCGCCAUUUGUCUUACUUCCACCAUUAACGACUACAUAUUUAUGAUAACGAUCGAAGCUUACAUUAUGAUAGACGUCACUUGAGGCUACGGUCAUUCAACACUUUACCUGGCAUUCUUCUUGAUAACGAUAUCUUGCAUUGUUGUGAAUUUUCGUCUCCUGCUGGAAAGGGACAAAGAAAAGGAAAAAUUCUUGUAGAGAUACAAAAAGCACUGAACGAUUGAGGUGGGUGAGGACUGAAGAAUUGGAGCUUCCGGUUCGUACGUAUUCCAGUAGGAGCAUCUUCUAUUGAACCAAGGAAGGCAUAUUGCCUCUCGUAAAUCGCGCAUUUUAAACGAAGAUAAUUCGACGCUGUGUUCGAAAAUCACCGAAAAUCUUUGUUGGACCUCGAAGCUGAAUCUUUUUGACGAAGGAAGGAUCGACGGCAAGGAGGAAAUUGAAAAUCACAUCCGGAAGCGGGAAGUUGACGGAGAUAGACCUUUCAGGAUGCACAAGAGGGAAUCUCGAAUUUUUGAGUAACCGUCGUCGAAAUUGUGCGCGAUGUUGAUGCACGUCGCGAUAAAGGAAACGUUUACAUGAUGUUACAUCG
Molecule: messenger RNA, 1135 nt
Organism: Ooceraea biroi (clonal raider ant)
Lineage: Eukaryota; Metazoa; Arthropoda; Insecta; Hymenoptera; Formicidae
Biological process (GO): transmembrane transport
Cellular component (GO): membrane
Molecular function (GO): transmembrane transporter activity
Source: RefSeq, a predicted model, not a curated record